Molecule: messenger RNA, 615 nt
Organism: Glossina fuscipes
Lineage: Eukaryota; Metazoa; Arthropoda; Insecta; Diptera; Glossinidae
Product: acyl-CoA-binding domain-containing protein 5-like
Biological process (GO): fatty acid metabolic process
Molecular function (GO): fatty-acyl-CoA binding
Source: RefSeq, a predicted model, not a curated record
AUGUUUUUUGUUGCAGAGUAUAUAUUUGUUAAGGCAUCUGUGCAAGAACGAUUUCAAGCGGCAGUUAAUGUUAUUAAAGGCUUAUCAAAACAUGUAAAAUUUGAUGGCUUAUAUAAACAAGCAACUGAAGAUCCUUCCAACCAAAAUAAACCGAGAAUAUGGGAUGUCGUGGUUCGAACUAAAUGGGACGCUUGGGAUAAGAAUCGUCUUCUCAGUAAGGAAGAGGCUAUGCAAGAUCUUCAAGAAAUGAUAGAAGCUAUGUCUUUUACGGAAAAUGUGCAAUACUUUUUUGGCAGUUUAUCGGGAUUAGAAAAUAUUAAUUUGGGUGAAUUGGAUAUCGUAGCACCUGACAUGAAAGAAUUAGCGGAAUUUCAUCCUAAUUCACCGUUCAAUUCACGUACCAAUAGCCCCCAUCAUGGACGUGGUAAUAACGCUGACGCUAUUGCAUCUGAAGUAAAUCCCACUUGUACCACAUCUACUAUUGAAAAUCAAAGCGUGAUAAAUGGUAGCAUCGAUCAGUCAGAUUAUGAACACUUAGAUUCUUUCAAUGAGCAAAAUGAUUUCCACAAAUCCUUACACGCAUAUUCUUAUUCGAUUUGCUUACCAGUUUCUUGA